Messenger RNA from [Torrubiella] hemipterigena, 2753 nucleotides. The record is from the annotation of a GenBank genome assembly. Lineage: Eukaryota; Fungi; Ascomycota; Sordariomycetes; Hypocreales; Clavicipitaceae.
AGCUGCACCCGCUGGCAACACACUGUAGUUCGUCCGCUUGUCCCCCCUCCCGCCUUGUGCGCCCCCCUGCCCCCUGACAAAGGGCUGCCUUCCAUGUACCGUGGACCGACAAUCUUCUUCUUCUUCUUCUUCCAAAUUUGCAUCCUUUUCCCUCAUCCCGCGCAUUCCCAGCAUCCGACCUCCUCGACGCCUAAUCUUCGCCACCUCUCCCCGGCGCUGACCCUCGAAACCUGUUUUACCUUCAACGAGCGCCGUCUAAUAACUUGCGCACGCCUAGGGACCACGACCACUGCCUUUAUCCUCAGAGCCAUCUCCUCCUUAUUCUCUCGCCUCUGACAAACAGUCAUCUCGGCGCUUAUUGCCCACAGCAUCUUGUCCAGCAUCUUUCUAAAGCAAGCAUCCUCAACUCUUAGAUCCGUCGCACUCACAUAUUUCGCCAACCAUGUCAAGACAGCCUCGCAACUCGGGGCCCGUUACUCCUGCAGCUCCUGCUGCGCGCAUGAACGAAUACUUUGUCCCUCGUGAUGGUAUCGACAGAGAAGUCAUUUCAGCUGAUAUUUGCCGCUACCUUGGUAACGAUGCGCUCGUUCGCCCAGGUCACUACGAGAACCCACAGACUGGCCAGAACGUUCAGGGCUAUUACAUCACAGCGUACCGCAAUCUUACAACAGCAAUGAUUGAAGACUUGAAAGCAGAUUCUGCACGAUGGGACAGCGAACGCCGAUCACAGUCCACGCGCAACGCAAGCGCACCUGGAGGGCAAUAUCGUUACUCGGAGACACAUAACUCGCGCCAAAACCUUGGCCCGACCUCGGAUACUCCGCAGCAGUUCCAGCAGGAUGGCUAUGACCGCGAUCCCUCCUACGAUGCCCCCAAGUACCCAGGAACCGGUGGAAAUGGAUAUGCCGGUGCCUCGCCUUCUUACCCCCAGCGAGAUGCGCACCCACAAGCUUCUGGCUACAUGCCGCCCAGUGGCGGCAAUUAUGGGGGCUAUAGCCAAAAUCCAAACCAAAACCAAGGACCUCCGACCCAGGAUAUGAGAUACGCCCAACAUUCCGGACCCAUGAUGAACCAAGGAUUUCAAGCCCAGGAUACGGCUCCAUACAUUGCCACCGGAACCAAUAUGCCCGCCAGCAGGAAUUUCCAGGGAGAUAGCUACAAUAACCAGCGCACAUCUGUGUCUUCGGUGCACAUUCCCCAGCCUACGUACGCUGCUCCUGUCCAAGGGCACCAGUCGUACAACUCUCCGGCUUCUCAGCACCACCCGCAAGCUCAUCCAGUAGACGUAGGGUAUGGACGAGGUAAGCAUCUUCAUACUCCUGUCUCGGCUGGCCUGUUUGCUUUCAGCGCCUAGCUUAACGUAAUCUGACCAAAUCCUAAGCUUCUCCCGCAGGCCCUCAACAGGGAUAUCCCCAAACCCCUCAGUACGAUGACGCACCUGCUCCUCCUCCUUCGCGUAGCACAGCUUCACCUUCCCACAAUACGCCAUCCUCAGGCGCUGGAAAUGACCGCCGGAAUGAACGUGAACAUGGGCGACUGUCCUCAGAUAGGCAUCAGCGGCCGCCGCCUCGACGCUGAUGGACCAGAGGCAAAAAACAAAAGAUAUGUUGCACCGCGGCACGGUGAGAUUCUCGCAACAAGUUAUCUUUCGCAGUCAUGGAUCCAUUGUGACCUUGUCCGUGUAUACCACUCCUGGAAAUUCUGUCUUUUUGCGUGGGAUAUCACGCCUUGGCUCUUUUCUUACAUCCGCCGGAUGUUGAUCUACAACCUACUUUGGAUACUCAACUCUUGACUGCCUGUCUGUCCGGUAGCUUCUUACCACCUCACUCUGGACCGCUACUGCUCUUUGUGGAUAAUUCCUUUUUUAUUGUGUUUUUGUGUCUGGACCGAUUACACAUAAUGCUUAACGAAUACGUAUACUCUAACAUGGGUUGGCAACCCGCCAAUACCACCUGGAUCUCAUCUAUAUUCCGACAUUUUUGGUGCUACUUCUGAAAAAUGGACCGCUUUUCCCUCUGGUUGUUUCUAUCUUACCGCAAACCAUACACUUGUUUGUUUUUUGUUUUCUUUUUUCUUGCACGGGUCACGAUAAAAAGAAGUGACGGACAUAAUUCAUGAGACUUUGGCGCAUUUGUUUGGGGAGCAUACUUUUUACGUGGAGGGGGACUACGGAAAUUGUUGCUCAUGACCUCACACACGUUCUGACCGCGGACCUUGGCCACCUGGUUGAAUCAGAUCAGAUUUGGUGGGAUAUGUUUUCUUUUUUGGCACAUACCCUACCUUUUCCUGUCUGGUUUGUCUCGUUUUUACAUGAUGGCAGCAUUGGCCAAUGUCGGCGGGCCGUGGCGGCAGCUUGUGUACAUCUCGUCAAUUAUAUCAUCAAGCUCCUCCUUAGAUUUGUCUUGCUUUUCUUGUCAUACUUGCGCUGGCUUCACCUUGAUGGUGAAUAAUAGAAUUUUUUGCGUCCCAAUUUGCCAAGAUGUAAUAGUUCCAACGCUUAUUCCGAUAUAAUGGAGAUUAGAGUUUGGUAGCGGCAGCGCUAGAAAUGGCGUUAGAUCGUAGCCGCUGCGGCAAGAAAGAGCGGUGACGACGUUUGCUAAUGCAGUACGUAGAUGGCCAGAGCAAUAGUACUAAUGGUUCAUAGCUCUCCAAUCAUGUUGAGACCUUUUCAUUGCUAUCAACUGCCUGAGCCCUAGCAUCUAUAAGUGCAUUGGGAUGAGGGGGAACAAUAGUUUUUCCACGCACAUCUGAUG